This is a messenger RNA of Temnothorax curvispinosus, 3898 nucleotides long. RefSeq names its product tetraspanin-13 (gene Tsp97E). The record is from RefSeq and is a predicted model, not a curated record. Gene Ontology annotation, cellular component: membrane. The coding region runs from base 272 to 940 and encodes 222 amino acids. Lineage: Eukaryota; Metazoa; Arthropoda; Insecta; Hymenoptera; Formicidae. The transcript is spliced from 6 exons.
AGACGUCGGGCCAGUCGCGAGUCGUCUGCCGUGGCGUGUGGCGUGUCGUCGCGCGUGAGACGACUUCGGCGAAGACCUGGUGAAAAUACACGCACGCGGAAAACUCCGUACGCGGCUACGCGAACUCCCCUUUCGUUCAAACCCCCAGUUCGGUCCCAGGUAAAUCCGUGCUCCGAUCGUCGACGGCGAAUCGCCGCGACCGCAGGCCGCUGUGACGUGCGGACUCCCGCAGGAGAUCCGACCAGCGAGGGACCGACGGGCGCAGUCGAAGAUGUGCGGCGGGUUUACGUGCUCGAAAAACGCGCUGACAGCACUCAACAUCCUUUACAUCGUUGUUGCCUUCAUAUUGAUAGGAGUCGCCGUAUAUGGAAGGGCAUCCGCCUUAGUUACAAAUCUCCCCAUUAUAGGUGGUAUUCUAGCAUGCGGGGUGAUCCUGUUUCUCAUUUCCAUCCUAGGCCUGAUCGGCGCCGUUAAACAUCACCAGGUUUUAUUGUUCUUUUACAUGCUUAUCUUAUUCCUUUUGUUCCUGAUUCAAUUCAGCAUUGCCUGCGCUUGCCUCGCUGUCAAUACGAAACAGCAAGAACAACUUGCGGAACAGGGCUGGAGAAGCGUUGGACAUGACUUAAGAGCAAAAGUUCAAACUACCUUUAACUGCUGCGGAUUUAAUAGCACCACUGAUGAAUCAGGUGGAUCUUGCGACGACAAGAUUUGUUGUCAGUCAAUCGAUGUCACUCAAAUGUCUUGUCCACCUUGUCCAACAUGUAUGCAUAAACUGCAGUCUACCAUUGACUAUGCGUUCAAAUUAUGCGGCAGUAUAGGAUUAUUCUUUAGCUUUACGGAGGUGAUCGCAGCUUUCUUGGCAAGGCGUUACCGUAAUCAAUUAGAUCCAGAGGAAAAAGCUGCGAGAGCCGUUUUUCCACAGCAUAAUUAUUUAUAUUGAUUCGGCGAUACAUUCAAAAAAGAAUCAACUUUUCCUUUUAUUCGUAUUACAUGUAGUUCAUGAUACUUUUAUCGACAUGAAAAGGACAAACAUCUGAAAUUAAUUUUAUUUUUGAUUGCCCGGGAUAUAUUGUUACGCAACAUUUUCCAAGGGCUAUUUUAAAUUUAAUUUAAACUUUUUCUUUUAAUGCUUUAACUCUUUUAAUUAUACAUACGUAAUGCUCAAUAGAGACAGAAGUUAGUACAUUCUUUAACUGGGCAGUCAUAGGUUUUAGAAUGAGUUAGACGAAUAAUUGAAAUGUGUGCUCUAGUCAUAUACUUAGAACACUCAUAACAAGCCUCAAUGCGCCUUGUAGUCUAGUGACAGAUAACAUCAUGUAAGUAUAAAUUUGUAUUAAAUUUCGUUGCAUAAUUUUCUUCAACAAUCCGUUGAUAAAUGGAAGUUGGCGAUUAAGCUCUAAUAUAUUAUCAUAGUUGUAUCGUUUAGUUCCACAAUUCGGAUGAACCACAAAACUUAAAAGCAUUCUAAAAAAUAUGGAACAACAUAAAGAAAUGAUGUAAAGUAAUAUGCAUAUUAAUUUUUUUAAUAUUUUUUCAUGAGGGAAUGUAGUUUAUCGUGGUAAAAGCAUAGAUAACAUCCACGAUCUUGUCAAUCAUAUUUUUCUCCCACAUAUAAAUGAAUCAUAUUAGAUACAUAUACAUAAUUACAUUCAAUACAUUACGACAUCUAGAAAUUUAUAUCUUCCCGAGUAAAAAGAUUCUGUCAUAUCAUCUUUGAGUACUUUUAGAUAAACUUUAUAAUAUUUUUAUGUCUGCGAAGAGAUUGUUUUUAUAUUUUAAAAUGUUCUAUUAACGUUAUGAUAUAACUUAUGUUAUAUUAAGAAAUUGUAAUCAAAAUGACCCGAAAAAAAUUGUAAUGUACCCUUAUAACAAACCAUAUCUGAUUUGGAUGAAACUUGGCUUACUUUUGACAGCUUUCGUAUAUUUGCUUAUGAUAUCGCAUGCGUAUUAUCCAAAAUGUUAAGAAAUUAUACUUAAAAUGUAUAACUAUCGAAUUAUUUAUCGUACGAUAAUACCAUAAUCAAUAGUAAUAUAAAAUCUAUCGUAUUUCAAGUUUCAUCCUCUAAAAAUAUCCAAUAUGAGUGCUUUGCUUGAAAUUAUAAAUUCUAUGCUGAUUGUGCACUCUAAGAAAACUUACACGUAAUAAGAAUCUGAAAUGUCCCUAAACAGCCUGGUGGGAAGUUAUUGAAGAACUUUAUAUCAGUCUCAUUUUCUUGUGCAUAAUGUAAAGUUUUUAAUGGAUCCUCGGCUUUUAAGCAGGCUUUUAAGCUUUUGCGAUCGUAAGAGAGUAUUUAAAUUAUUUUGUUGAAUAUUAUUAGCCCGCACGGGUUUAAUUAUUAUGAAAAUUAUAUUUUAUUUAUGAAGAAAGAUGCUUUCAUUGAAUGACGUCUCGUGAGAUAAUAUCCUUCCAGGUUUUUUACGGACGAUCUGCAUAAUAUAAGAAAAACUACGAGAGACACGUGUUGUGAAUUUAAUGUGCAUAAUUAUUACACGAUGUACGUUUACAUCGUCCCCUAUUCUAUAGCUAUUAGAGAACAUAGGAUAUUUUCUAUCUACGCCCUGUCGCGUGAGACGUAGAUGGGACGAAUCUAGCCGUAGCUAUAACGUUUUCGUGAGUCUCCCUGCCCGGAAAAAACAGCUGUUAAGAUAUCGCGUCUUCGCUGUUCAAUAACGAAUCGGAACCAUCGCUCCAUGCGUUGUCGCAAUUUGCGUUAAAAUUCUGAGAAUACAAUUAAACGAGAACCGAACAAAAUUCAUGGAAUUCGUUAUUGAACUAUAAAACCGUAGUUUGACGUCGCACACAUUUAAAGAUUUUUUUUUUUAAUAUUUGGAAAAUGUCGCUUUGAUGAAUUACCCAAUAUCGUUCCAACGAACGAUUCGAGUCUACGCAAAUCACGAAACUAUGCCACAGUCACGUCUUACGAAUAGUAGAAAGUAAUUCGCGGAUAUAUCUUCCGACGUAAGCGUGCGAAAUAAAAUCACGCGAACAUUCCGAUUUUUAUGCGCAUUCUUUCCUCCGGCUUUGGUAGAAAACGUGCAUGUAUUUUGCGUGUGUGCACGGAAUAGAGGGCUCGUACACGAGAAUAUAUACGGUAGCGUAAUUCUCCUACAUACAUAUUUUUACCUAAAAAAAAAAGUACGUAUCGUAAUCAAUCUACUCGUAAUAUAGAUUUAAACCACUGUACGUAUAUCCUGCGAGCUACGAACAAUCGAGAAAUGUGUAUGGGAGCGAUUCACACGCAUCUUUUUGCGUAACUGCGAGAUGGAAUGACGUAAAGCACGCCCGAUUAUAUUGUCUAUAUAAUGCAAUGCGUGCGUAAGAGAAAUCAAAAAUAUUGAUGCGUGCGGGAGGAUUUGAGUGUUCGACAAUCCUAGGUGACGGAAAUCAUGUAUUGUACACGUUUAGAAAUCAUAUAUUCCAUUUAACUCCUCACACCGAAUAUCUCCCGAUUCUACAGGUCCGUUCUUUGUAACCGCGUCACGUUACACUUUCUGAAUUUAGAAUAAAAGAAAAAUGUAUAAUGUAUAAUUGCGCGCGUUGGGCAGCGAUAGAUGGAAAGUGUAGAGAACUCGACUACAAGGAGCAGCCUUUUAGGUAUUCUCUCCAGAGAGAAUUCGAGGAUAUCGCCUAAUUUUAAGGUUCAAAACGAAUCGGAUCUCGAGAGAUGCUGCGUUUAAUUCCGAUAUACUCGCGCAUUCCAACGGAAGAGAAACAAAUCUCAACUAUGUUAAGCACGAGGAAUUUUAAAGAAUUUUAGUUAUGAGAUAGAGAAGAGCAUAUGCUAUUGCACGACGCUGAAGAAAUAUCAAGAGCUAAACGAUUGCGAGCGAUAGAGUCUCAAUUGCUAGAGCUCUCGUGUAAUGAUUGCGAUAAAUAAAUUAGAUGAAGGUUCGGAUA